AUGCCUUUAGUAAUGAAUACAGUUAGUAAUAUGUUCAGUCGUAAAAAUAAAACAAAAACAUCGAAACGAGCACCACGUCAAGCUCCAGCAAGUACAAGUCUUCGAUGUUAUCCAUUGCGACUUGGUCCUGGUGUUGAAUUAAUUUCAACAAUUCAUGAAUUAAUGGAAGAUAUUGGUGUUCAAUCAUUAUUUAUUUUAAGUUGUAUUGGAACAUUAUCACAAUGUACAUUAAAUUCUCGUCAAUUAAAUAAAAAAGAAUAUGAUAUUAUUUCACUUAGUGGAACAUUUGAUAGUGAAUCUCAUAAUUUAAUGGGAUCAUUUGCUGAUCCACAAACAGGUGCAUUAAUUGGUGGACGAGUUCAUUCUUUAACUAUUCAUUCAACAUGUGAAUUAAUGUUAGCUGAACCACUUGAUUGUAUAUUUUCUCGAGCAUUUGAUGCUCGGACUGGAGAAAAUGAACUUGUUGUUAGAAGAAAACUUUUAACUGAUCCAUAG
This is a messenger RNA of Adineta steineri, 495 nucleotides long. The record is from the annotation of a GenBank genome assembly. Lineage: Eukaryota; Metazoa; Rotifera; Eurotatoria; Adinetida; Adinetidae.